CAAGUGACAGAAGUUUGUUACAUUUUUAUCAAGUUGCAGUUUUUGUGCAUGCAUCAGCUUUACUGAAAGGAUAAAAAUAUAGUAUAUGCAUGUUGAUACUGUAUUCAUAUCAUCUUUGGAGCAACAACACAAGAAAAACAAUGCGACGAUCUCUUCUUACCUUGAUUUUAGCCUGUGCUCUGAGUUCUACAUCUGGAGGUGAUGUUAGACUGGUCAAUGGUGGUAAUCAGUGCUCUGGUAGAGUUGAGAUCUUUCAUGAUGGCCGUUGGGGAACUGUGUGUGAUGACUCUUGGGACAUAAAUGAUGCCGCUGUGGUGUGCAGACAGCUGGGAUGUGGAGAAGCUCUUAGUGCAAACAGUGGGGCUUAUUUUGGUCAGGGGAGUAGCCCAAUCUGGCUGGAUGAUGUUGCAUGUUUGGGAAGUGAGAGCAGCAUAAAACAGUGCAAACACAAAAGACUAGGAUCACAUAACUGUGGCCACAGUGAAGAUGCUGGUGUUACAUGCUCAGGAGGGUUGAGAUUGGUCAAUGGCUCUGAUUCCUGCUGUGGAAGAGUGGAGAUCCUUCACAAUGGCCAGUGGGGAACUGUGUGUGAUGACAACUGGGACUUAACAGAUGCUGAUGUUGUGUGCAAACAAUUAAACUGUGGCAGAGCCAUCAGUGCCCCUAAAAGAGAAGCCUUUGGUCAGGGAAGUGGAGUGAUCUGGCUGGAUGAUGUUGGAUGCUCUGGAAAUGAGAAUACCCUUACACAGUGCUCACACAGAGGUCUGGGACAACAUGACUGUAGUCAUGGUGAAGACACUGGUGUUGUGUGUACAGGUGAUCUGCAGACGCCCACCCUCUCCAUAAUCUCUCCACAUUCAGUUGUGUCUCCUGGAGAAAACAUUCAGUUCCGAUGCACAACACCUAAUCCAAGAUGUCACGAAAAUGCUGAAUUCUACCUGUUCAGAAACAGAUCAUCCACAAUAUCCUCUGAAACAAGUGUAUCUAGUGUGACUUUCAGUCUGACUGUAGACGUCUCACAUCAGGAUCAGUACAGCUGUGAUUACUCUUACAGGAAUGACACUAUCAAGUCUUCCAGGAGUAACACUAUUGAAAUCACUGUAGUGAACCUGCAGAAGCCCAAUAUUUCUCUCGGUGGAUUGUUUGACUUUGGUCCUCAGGGUUCAGUGAUCACCAGAGGUCACAGCUUCACUAUUACUUGUUCAUCUGAAUCUCAGUAUUCUGGAGGCUUCUUCUCUCUGUUCAGUGGAUCAAACAUCAUCAGUAGUAAACCAGUUGUCAAUCACUCAGCUGUCUUCAUCUUUCCUGAGGCACAUUAUUCACAUGAGGGAAACUACAGUUGUGUUUAUGAAGUGAAUGUGUCCUCACGUAAUUUCCAUUCAGAUUUGUCUGACAUGCUGCUCAUAACUAUAUGAGGCGAGUUAUGGGUGUCUUAAUAUUGUCUAACCAGCUGUUAAGCUUAAGCUGUCCUAUAAACACAUAACAUGUGACAAAAUGUAAUUAAUUACUUCAUAAUUUCUGCUGCAUGGUGCUUUGCAGCCCCACCCACUGAGCAAUCUCAUUGGUCCAAAAUCCUGCAGUGUGUUCUGAUUGGCUGUGUUAUUGUUUCUCUGAGCGACAUAUUUUCAUGUGGACAGGCAGAUUUCUUUCGUAACUUGUUGCAUUUUGCCUGAUAAAAUUAAGCACAAGAUUAACUGCUGGUAAAGAAAGAAUAACUUGAAAAUGUCUCUCUUUCAGCCUCUGCUUCCUCUGUGCUGUUGUGUCAGCUGUACUUCUCAUCUUCUCUGCUUUGUAAUCUUCUUCAAAGUGAAGAGAAGACAAAAACAAAACAAUCAGGAGAUUUGCUAAAAAUGCUUCUUUAAGAAAUGUGAAAUUUUGUUGCAUUUUAUAAAUAAAAACACAUGAUUUCUUUUAUCUUACCAAUGCCAGCGUGUUUCUAAAAAUAAUUUUUAAGGUCAUUUUAUAAUUAUGCAAUGUCAGUAAUUAAAGUGAAUAAAUGUACAUGCAAACUUGAAGGUGUAUGUCAAAGGUCGGAGCGGACCACCCCUAUCGUGAGUCUCGCUCCUCCCUCAGUUUCCACCCUGAGGAGGUCCCAAAGCACCCCAAUGACGAGACAGACGAGAAGGUAUAAAAUUAAACAAGGUUUAUUUAGAAGGAGGAAAUCUAAAAGGCCUGCUGGAAUCAGUUGGGGGCUGGGAAACUAGUGUCAAUGCCUGGACUCGUCCUCCCGAACUCAGGGGUGCGGGGAAGGGAAUGCCUCUUGGUAGGCCUC
Misgurnus anguillicaudatus (oriental weatherfish) is the source of this 2272-nucleotide messenger RNA. The record is from RefSeq and is a predicted model, not a curated record. Lineage: Eukaryota; Metazoa; Chordata; Actinopteri; Cypriniformes; Cobitidae.